AUGUCCUCUCAGGGCCCUGCCGCCAACGAGACCUCCAACCUAAAGCCGUCGUUUGCAAAGGUACAGUCUGCGCCGCCUUCCAGCCUCCAGCGACCCUACCUGGUGCCUUCUCGCUUUGCCUCUUCGGCCUCCGCCGCCCCGCCGCCCCGCCGCCCCCCGUCCAUCAGUGGCGCCUUCACCAUGACUGACGGCUCGCAGGUUGCAGCUUCAGCUUACAUGCCUCAUAAUUCUCAAAACCUGGCUUCUGGCCCCAAGUCUGCCGAUGGCCAGCAAGCUUCCGUUUUCCUGCAGAAACCGUCAGAAACCCCGGAAGCGCAAAUAGCGGACGCCCCGGCGGAGAAUGGAGAAAGAGACGAGAGCUCCAACCAGGAAAAUGCUCCAGAAAUCAAUGGCUCCUCCAAGGAUGUCCAUGCGCAGAAUGGCGUAAGCCCGGACUCCAAUGCCGAGCCCUCGUUGCACUCGGUAGGCGGCGCAGUGAAGCCCGUGGUUGCUGAUGACGAUGCAACCCAGGUGUCUUCCUCCAACAGCUCAGCUAAACCGCCGAGCGUGGAUGGCAAGAGUGUCGCGUCCGGAACGACCUUCGCGCUCGACGAGAAGGAAAGCAUUCGCCCAGAUGAUAGCGCUAGCAUCCGUGCCGUCGAGGAGGAUCGCGAAGAUGUCUUCACGCCUCCUGAUUCCGUGGCAGCUGGAUCAAGGGUUGGCUCCGAGAAUGGCAUUGGUCGUGCUUUCCGUGACCAACUAAACGAGAUUUCCGUCAUGGGCGCCUCUUCCCAGCGUGGCGUUCCCCCUGGCCGGAAUGUCCAGAUCAUGGGCAACAACGAUGCUGCUCAAGGCGGUCCCGGUCGCGCUGUUCCCCUGCCUCUCGGUGCUAUAAAGGAAAACGACGGCACUUCUCAGCCGCAACCGGCACCUGAUGAGAAGCUUUUGGAGGCUCUACAGUCUCCUAGAGAUAGACUGUUUGUUCUCAAGCUAGAGCAGGAUGUGCUCGAUUUCUUAAGAAAUACAGGCGAGAAGGAAUUGGACGUUCCAAACUGCAAUGCGUUCUACCGAAUGCUCGCACAUCGAUUUGCUGACUAUUAUCUUCUCGGCCACGUCGUCGAUCCGGUCACGAGUGCCGUGAAGAUCACCAAGACUCCUUAUUGUAGAAUGCCGCCGCCACUAUCCAGCCUUCCGAGCUCCUUGUCAUCGGGUCCGGAGACUCCUCCUAUCAUAGUGCCAGCUCGAAAGAUUAUGCGCCGAGGAGAGAGCGGGGGAACCCCAUCGGGCACUAACACAACGUCCAAUUCUGAAGGUCCUUCUAAAACAACGUCGGAGGCUGGCGCCGAUAGUGGAAGUGACGCCGGUCAGGGGCCCAGAAAAUUGACCAGAGAAGAACGUGAGGCCAAAUACAAAGAAGCCCGCCAGCGCAUCUUUGGAAGCGCCGAAGACGGGGAUCUUGGUGAAUCAGCCAACAAUGAGAGCAAGGACAUGUCGCGGUCAAGUUCCGCUGCUGGAAAGAAGAACAAGAAGAAGAACCGCAACAAUGACGACGACGGAUUUGAGGCAAGAUCUCAGUUUAGCCCCUACUAUCCGGGGCAAUAUGGAACACCGGGGUACCCGAGCGAUGGCCCUCCCAUGUACUACGGUCCAUACACUAAUAUGGCACCCCCGUCAACCAACAUGAACCCUAGUGGCACGCCGCCCGUGCAGUACAACACCGGCUACCCUAUCAUGGUUCAGCAGGACCCCCAGCAGCAAUUUGCAUGGCAAUAUCAACAAUUCGGAUCCACCAAUGGGGGUCUGAAUGCCGGACCGUAUGGAUCCCCCCCGGUGCCGAUGAACUAUGACCUCUCGCAGGACUUCCAACGCAUGUCCUUCCAGCCCGGAAACGCAUCUAACCAGACCCCGAAGAUGUCGAAUCCUACACUGGCUAGCUUUCCGGACGGAUAUAGGCCGCAGUCACAGGGCAUGAACCAGCCAUGGCAGAUGUCGGGCCAGGUGCCAUAUCAAUUUGCUCAACAAGGCUAUGACAACAGACCAAUGUCGGCGGGCCAAAAUCCCUAUCCAUAUGGCCAGCUACCCAACCCACAGUUCGGAAACAACCGCAACCAGCACCCUCUUCCCGGUAGCUUUAACCGGCAGCAGUUCAACCCGCAAAGCCAGGCGUUUGUUCCAAGCUUCCCGGGUUCUGGAAUGCGCGGUGGACCAGCGUUCGGCAUGCCAGGACAGUCGCCUCAAAUGGGAGUCGUUGCUCCAAACAUGGUCAACUUCCCCAACUUCAACAUGCCCAUGCAUCAGCAGCAACCUCCGCGGCCAAACCAACCAACUUCGCAGCCGCAGUUCAACCGUCCGCCCGGAAACCCUCCAUUUGUGAAGAAUCAAGGCCAGGGGAUGGCCCAUCCUCUGCCGCAGCCGGUAUCGGCCGCGCAUAACCAAGGACAGAGGUCGGCUUCGGGCAGCAGUCAAAGCAGCAUCGCAAAAUGGGGCACCCCGGCGCACCUGCCGCCUAAACCUCCGCCUCCGGCUUCGAUGCAGUCUAGCCAGAAGUUCGUGAAUGGACCCUCCAACCGAGUUUCCCCGGGACAACCGCAGCAGAACCCGAACGGCACAUACCCUAUCCCUAGCAUAAUCGGAGCGGGCAAUGGAGCGCGUGCUGCCAAGUAA
This is a messenger RNA of Diplodia corticola, 2643 nucleotides long. RefSeq names its product r3h domain-containing protein. Bases 1 to 2643 code for a protein of 880 amino acids. The transcript has 3 exons. The record is from RefSeq and is a predicted model, not a curated record. Lineage: Eukaryota; Fungi; Ascomycota; Dothideomycetes; Botryosphaeriales; Botryosphaeriaceae. Gene Ontology annotation, molecular function: nucleic acid binding. Gene Ontology annotation, biological process: galactose metabolic process.